This is a messenger RNA of Drosophila mojavensis, 842 nucleotides long. RefSeq names its product boophilin-G2. Gene Ontology annotation, molecular function: serine-type endopeptidase inhibitor activity. The coding region runs from base 46 to 732 and encodes 228 amino acids. The transcript is spliced from 5 exons. Lineage: Eukaryota; Metazoa; Arthropoda; Insecta; Diptera; Drosophilidae. The record is from RefSeq and is a predicted model, not a curated record.
AAGUUGAGUUAGUUAAUCAACAGAAGCUCUACGAAAAUAUACAAAAUGAAACUUGUAGCAGUACUUUGCGUAUUCAUCGCUGUCUUCGGCGCUUCCAUCGCUCUCAAGAAUCACAUUUGCGGUCUACCGCCAGCCGGUGAUGGCAUCGGCUUGAUGAGGUGCUUUGCUAUACUUCCCAGCUGGACCUACUACGCUGCAGACAAUGCAUGCAAGGAGUUUGACUACGGUGGCUGCGGCGGCAAUUCAAAUCGUUUCGAAACUCAGGAACAGUGCGAGGCAAAGUGCAAGGAGAAUUUCCUUCAGACUCUACCUUGCUGGCGUUGUGGCUGCGUUGGCUUUGGCCUGGCUGUGGUGGUGCUGCUGGGGCCAACCGCCUGUGGCUGGGCCUGUGCCAGCGGCUUGGGCUUGGCCGUGGUCACCGCCUCAGCCAGCUUUGUUAACCCAAGAACGAGUCGGUUGUACGUAAUGCCUGGGCUAUGGCAGUUGCUCCGGCUGUUGUUGCUGUUGAUCCCGGUGCUGCUCCUGCAAAUAGGUGACGUCGAUGGCGCCUCGAAACGUGUCAAGCUGUGCCUCCAGCCCAUGGUCAGCGGUCGUUGCUUUGGCUAUGUGGAGAGCUACGCCUACAAUCCGCUCGAACGGCGCUGCGAGGCCUUCAUCUACGGCGGCUGCGGCGGCAACGAGAAUCGUUUCGACAGCAAGGCCGUCUGCGAGUAUGCCUGUCGUGAUGUCUGAUAACUGUUGGCCGAAUUAGUGUUGUUGUUGUUGUUGUUGUUGACUGAUGAUGAUUGAUGUUAAUAAGAACUAGAGCUAGUGCUAGUGCUAUUGCUAGUGCUUAUAUUCAA